Sander lucioperca (pikeperch) is the source of this 2659-nucleotide messenger RNA. It is a transcript of the gene hyls1, whose product is annotated as hydrolethalus syndrome protein 1 homolog. The transcript is spliced from 7 exons. The coding region runs from base 59 to 2530 and encodes 823 amino acids. The record is from RefSeq and is a predicted model, not a curated record. Lineage: Eukaryota; Metazoa; Chordata; Actinopteri; Perciformes; Percidae. Gene Ontology annotation, cellular component: centriole; non-motile cilium. Gene Ontology annotation, biological process: cilium assembly.
UGGUUAAGCCCUCUGCCUCCACAGAUCACACACCUCGGCAGGAGUGCAAGUCGUCAACAUGUACAAAACGUACGGCACUCCGUGGGAUGACGACAAGACUUCUCUUAACUCCUCUUUUUGGUCUGAUGGAGAGCGUCAAAAGGAGGAGGAGGAGGUGGAGGAGAUUGAGCGAGUGAUCGGCAAGAAAGAGUCCACACCUGUUGGUAAAACAGAGGACUCUUACCAGGAGGCUUCAGAGAAGAUAAUCGGCGAAGAAAAGUCCAAACCCGUCAGUGAUGCAGAAGACUCUUACCAAGAGGCUAUAGAGGAAGAAGAUUCCAGUCCUGCUGGUGAUUCAGAGGACUUUUACCCGGAGGCUUCAGAGGAGGUGGAGAUUAAGCGAGUGAUUGGCAAGGAAGACUCUAAACCUCUUGGCGAUGCCGAAGACUCUUACCAGGAAACUUCAGAGGAGGAAGAGGAGGAGGAGAUUGGGCGGGUGAUCAACGAGGAAGAGUCCAAACUUGCUGGCGAUUCAGAAGACUCUUGCUCGGAGACUUCAGAGGAGGAAGAGGAGGAGAUUGGGCGAGUGAUCAGCGAGGAAGAGUCUAAUCCUGUUGAUGACGCAGAAGACUCUUGCUCGGAGGCUUCAGAGGAGGAAGAGUCCAAACCUCUUGGCGAUGCAGAAGACUCUUACCAGGAGACUUCAGAGGAGGAAGAGGAGGAGAUUGGGCAAGUGAUCAGCGAGGAAGAGUCUAAUCCUGUUGGGGAUGCAGAAGACUCUUACCAGGAGACUUCAGAGGAGGAAGAGGAGGAGAUUGGGCAAGUGAUCAGCAAGGAAGAGUCUAAUCCUGUUGGGGAUGCAGAAGACUCUUACUCGGAGGCUUCAGAGGAGGAAGAGGAGGAGAUUGGGCAAGUGAUCAGCGAGGAAGAGUCUAAUCCUGUUGGGGAUGCAGAAGACUCUUACCAGGAGACUUCAGAGGAGGAAGAGUCCAAACCUGCUGGUUAUUCAGAGGACUUUUACCCGGAGGCUUUAGAGAAGGUGGAGAUUAAGCGAGUGAUUGGCAAGAAAGAGUCUAAACCUCUUGGCGAUGCAGAAGACUCUUACCAGGAAACGUCAGAGGAGGAAGAGGAGGAGAUUGGGCGAGUGAUCAGCAAGGAAGAGUCUAAUCCUGUUGGGGAUGCAGACGACUCUUACUCAGAGGCUUCAGAGAAGGAAGAGUCCAAACCUGUUGGCGAUGCAGAAGACCCUCAUAAGGAGGCUUCAGAGGAGGAAAAGCCUGAACUGAACAACCAGGUCAACAUCAGCAGGGAUACUUUGGAAGGUGGAAGCAACUGUGAUGAUGAAGAAAGCUGUAGCAGCAGUUGUGAUAGUCCAGCUCAGAGUCUGAUGACGUCUGGCUACGGCACGUACAGACCAGAGGAGCAGGAGGGAGGAGACUACAGAGACGACCACACCAUAACAGAGUUUGAUCAAGACAGUCGGGGAGAUCUGUCUGAGAUAAGAGACGACGAAGACGACGACCGUUCGCUGUGCAGCUUUGCCAGGUUUGACGUGGAAGCCACAGUGCCAGACUACAUCGAGACUUGUCCACUGAGCGUGUUAGCGGACGCCGAGCCUGAAGCUAACGUGGCGCGUUGUGCAAACGAUGAUUUGCACAAAGAGGUGGACAUGACAGACAUGAAACCAGAAGAAGAUAAAGACCAGACUGAUGGGAAAUCUGAAGAUGUACAUGCAGCGUCCGACAAUGAAGUAACAAAUGCAACGUCAGAGGAACAACAAUAUUACAACGAUGUAGUUGAAGACAAUUUAGAUGGGAAUCAUUUGGAAGGUGGGUGUGAUGAUGAAGGGGGAAAACAAUGUGAAAGGCUAGAGGAAGAGGUGCAGGACCCUAAAGAAGAGAAAGACGGUGAGGACAAAGUGGAGUCGGAGGAGUCUUCAAGCAACAAGGACAUCAAGUUUAUCGACUCCAAAGUGGAUUUCAGACAAAUGACGUUGAGCAAGAUGUGUGAGUGGGAAGGAAACCUCAGACAGAAGAAGGAUGCAGCGAGCUGUCUGGAGGAGCGACUGGCCGAUCUUCAGUUAUCCUCGUCGGCUCAGCGCGACUUUGAGACUGAGCACGAAGACGUCACCAGUCAGAGUGACACCCGGACCUCAGAGACAGAGGGACUCUCUUUCAGCGCCUUUGAAUCCUACAUAAGAGGCAUGACUCGAAGUCACAGUGAUGGUGACCUCAGGCCCAAACCCAAAUCCUUCAUCCGGCCAGUGAUGAGUCAGCAAACCCUAAAGAAGACAGACCCAGUGGCCAAGUAUUUCCAGUAUAAGCAGCUCUGGGAAAUGUUUAAACUUCCAGGAGAAAAGGACAGGAGAGAUCUCCGCUGGGAGAUAAGGGAACGACUUGCAUACCAGCCUCCGCCACCUAAACCUCGGAGGGUUUAUGUGCCGAACACCUACAUCGUGCCAACAGAGAAGAAGCGCUCAGCCCUCCGCUGGGAGAUCAGGAACGAUUUGGCUAACGGUCUCCCUCCACACAAAUUCAGUCAUCGAUUUUAGGCCUUUUACUCUUCACGUGCCUUUUUAGAUCAUUUUAAUACAACUUUGCAUGCUUUUUCUUUUAAAUCAUUGACAUUAUUUAUUGAUGAUUUUUUUUGUGAAACAUAAUAAACGCAUAAAGAAAACAUU